Pecten maximus is the source of this 7407-nucleotide messenger RNA. RefSeq names its product spondin-1-like. The record is from RefSeq and is a predicted model, not a curated record. Gene Ontology annotation, molecular function: serine-type endopeptidase inhibitor activity. The transcript has 15 exons. Lineage: Eukaryota; Metazoa; Mollusca; Bivalvia; Pectinida; Pectinidae. Gene Ontology annotation, biological process: cell adhesion. The coding region runs from base 165 to 2798 and encodes 877 amino acids. Gene Ontology annotation, cellular component: extracellular matrix.
GUGUGUUUCAUCUUAGCUGUGUGGGAAAUACCUACGAUAUACCGUGUGUACCUGGUCACUGUGAUCAUGUGAAGUUUUGUGUGUUUUAAACUACGGGAGGAACAUACAUCUUUAUCUCGAUGUGAAAUUCAUACAAUUUCGGGUAGUGUUUUUAUUGUGUGGAAAUGAUUGUUACCACUAUGAAGGGUAUUGUCUCCUUCAUUAAUAGUUUACUAAUUACAUGUGCUUUAAUUGGAUGUUAUACACCUACACAUGCACGGUCGAACCUGGACGUGUGUGAAAGGCUACCCAUACAUACGAAUGCCCCUAAUGCUGAGGGCUCGGGAGGAUUCCAAAUACUAGUUAAGGAUUUACCUGAAGAAGGCAAAUACAAGCCAGGUGAAAUAUACACAGUAACAAUAAAUGGAACACUACCGGGAAAUACAGUAUUUCUGGGAUUCAUGAUGGAGUCGGUGUCCGAAAAAAAUCAAAGCCUCAAUCUAGGAACAUUUUCGUUUCCCCGAGAUGGGCGUGUCCAGAAGGCCCCAGACUGUAACCGCACCGUGAUCACACACAGAUAUCUGAUGAUGAAGAAGUUAAUAACGGUCAAAUGGCAGGCCCCUCCAGCAGCCUCAGGAUGUGUCAUUUUAAGAUCGGCUGUCAUAGAAACGUCUGAUACCUGGUACAAGGAUGACGGAAAGCUUACAGUUCGUAUGUGUGAAGAAGAGGUGAGCACAGCACCACAAGGAGACGGCACUGUACAGGACGGGGAGAGUUGUUGUGCCUGCGGAGGGGCUACCUACAAUCUACACUUCAAGGGGCUCUGGUCCAGACAGACACACCCUAAAGGGUUCCCUGAGGAGGAAGAUGAGUUGGUCCUGAUGCAUUGGUCACGGUUGGUUGGCGCCAGUCAUUCCAGUGAUUACACUAUCUGGGAAUAUGGACAGCCUGCCACAGAGGGGGUGAAGGAACUGUGCGAGUUUGGUUCCUCACUCAAACUACAGAAGGAGAUGAGGCAAAAUGAUCCAAGCAUUAAGACCGUGAUAAAGACCGCCCCACUUUGGGGAUACACACAGUUACGGAAGACCAUGAAUGCUGACUUCUUUGUGGACCAGAACGCCCACUAUUUGUCUGCCCUCAGUAUGAUAGGGCCUAGUCCAGAUUGGUGUGUGGGUGUGACACGCCUCAACCUGUGUCAGACCAACUGUACCUGGGCGGAUCAGAUGGAGGUAGAUCUCUUCCCCUGGGACGCUGGUACUGACAGUGGACAUACGUAUCUGGCCAGAAACAUCGCCACUAAUCCUAAAGAAAAUAUCCACAAGAUCACAAACCGCUACCCUAGGAACCCGGACUCACCUUUCUAUGGCCCGGAAAGGAUUCUACCAAUGGCUCGCCUUAGGAUCACAAAGACAGCCGAGCAGUCGUGUGAUGAUGGCACAACAGACAAUAAUUCGGGAGAAUCGGCCGUCAGCACCAGUGUCCUCAUUGAACGAAUGAAAAAGAAAAUGAUGAUGAAGAAGAAAAUAGCUGAUGCCAUGCUUCGUAAGUAUUUAGAGAUGGAGAAGUGUUCGACCACCGAGUGGACAGCCUGGGGUAGCUGUAAUAGCACGUGUGGCACUGGGUACCGCGAGCGGCGCAGACUACUCAACAAUCUACGUAUCUCCGCAUUAGCCUGCGGAAUAGACCUUACCCAGAGGGAGGUAUGUGAAGGCGACUGUAGGUCAAGCCACAGAAGGAAGGGGCCUAAGGAACUUCCCGAUGACUAUGUUAUCCGACAUGAACUGGACACAAUUGACCUGAAUGAUCCUUGUGCGGUGACUCAGUGGUCAGACUGGGCCCCGUGCAGUGUGACGUGUGGUAUUGGGAUCACAGAGCGAUGGCGCAUGUUCCUGUGGAAGAAUAACUCAGUACAGUGUCAGGCAAAGCCACGUUUAAUGGAGAAGGACCUGUGCUUUGGCUACAUCCGCGACUGUAGGAAAGCAAUCAUGAUGAAGAAUUUCUCAGUUAUCUGCACAACACCAGUGGAAAUUGGACCUUGUAAGGGGCUCUUUCCGCGAUGGUUCUAUAACAGCGAAGAAAAUUUGUGCCAGCCAUUCAACUAUGGUGGUUGCCGUGGAAAUGAGAAUAAUUUCCGUUCAGAACAAGAAUGCACAAUGACAUGUGACCUUGCAAUGGCAAGUCUCAAUGAAGGACCUACCAAUGAGGCUUCCAUUAUGAGGCAGGGCAAUGUGGAUAUGAGACCCAAACUUGUGGUGAGUUCAAAUAAACGUGGUAGGAAAAGGAAGACAAGUAAGAGAGAGAAGAAAUUAAUGAGAAAACGGAAAAAUAAGAAGGCUAGACGUUUACAGCGUCAGCGCCAACGCCAACGUCAACGUGAACAGGGAGGCCAGCUGGAACCACCCAACGAUGGACCAGCCAUCAACUGUCAAGUAACGGCCUGGACUGAUUGGUCACCCUGCUCUGUCACCUGUGGGAAGGGCUUCAUGAUGAAAACAAGGUCAGUGGAGAUGGAAGCUCAGAAUGGAGGCCGAUGUUCACGGCGACUGUCAAAGAAAAAGAAAUGCCGGAGACCAAACAAAUGUCCGGUGGACUGUGUACUGUCAGAAUGGGGCGAGUGGACACCCUGCUCUCAUACCUGUGGUGACAACGCCGUGCAGAAACGUCGAAAGCGCGUUAUAAAGCGACCAAAGCGGGGUGGGAUGGACUGUCCACCUCGCAGAGAGAAGAAGUUCUGUAUCUUGCCUGUUUGUCCAAAUACAGAAGAGAUGGAAGAGAUGAUGAGGGAUGCUUUAUUUUCGAAUCCACAGUCAUUCCCAUGACAACAGAGACAUACUGUAAAAUCAUGAGCAUUUUCAUCCAAUCUGUAUCAUCAAAGGAACUUUGUGUAAAUUAAAUGUGAGGUAGCAGAAGACAUCUAGAAAAUUUCUGAAUGGUCAAGAACUGCUGAUUGACAAGUGGUCACAGACAGGGCUGUGAUGUCUGAUAUGUACCUAGUAGUCCUUUGAUUUGAUAUUUAAAGUAAAUAACAGAGUUUUCCCAUACACUGUGAUUUUUCCAUAGAUUUCUUCCCGAUGACUCCGCUGUGCAAUGUCUGUAUAAUAGUAAAGUUGAUGGUAGAAACCUCUGUUAUUCAAUAUUUAUUACAAAUAUUAAAAUUUGGGAUACAAAUUUAGAAAUGGAAGAAUCACAGUGCACAUACAAGUCUUUCAUCAUAUCAUCUUAGAUAGGUUGUAACAAUAUCACUUUUCAUUGGCCCAUUAUUGUUAUCAUGUUAUUAUUUUGUACCCGUGAUUUCCUCGCCAAUCACUUCUAUAUGUACUGGAGGAGGUCAUGGAAAUGAAGAGAUUUGUUUAUAAUGUAUCAUUGUUAAGGCUAUAUCAUCAUUUUUUUUAAAUCAAUUUAAUUAAGAAUCCAAAGAUGGAGGACUUUACAACCAUAUUGAAUUAUGGAGCCAAGAACAGCGAUAUAAACAGGGCGUUUUUUCCUGCUAUAAUAUUAAUAUUCAUCUGUCGAUGGCGUUAUGUUUUAAUUAGGUGAUACUCAGUUCACUGUUGUACGUGUAAAUAACUACACUCCUGGUGGGUUAUCAAAUCUGGACACACAUUUAAAAAUAUAAUUAUCACUCAGGCUGUUUUUAUCAAUUGUGGUACAGGAAACAGCAUAACGAGUCUUGUGUGUGGUACAGGAAACAGCACACCGAGUACUGUGUGUGGUACAGGAAACAGCACACCGAGUACUGUGUGUGGUACAGGAAGCAGCACACCGAGUACUGUGUGUGGUACAGGAAACAGCACACCGAGUACGGUGUGUGGUACAGGAAACAGCACACCGAGUACGGUGUGUGGUACAGGAAACAGCACACCGAGUACGGUGUGUGGUACAGGAAACAGCACACCGAGUACGGUGUGUGGGGUACAGGAAACAGCACACCGAGUACGGUGUGUGGUACAGGAAACAGCACACCGAGUACUGUGUGUGGUACAGGAAACAGCACACCGAGUACGGUGUGUGGUACAGGAAACAGCACACCGAGUACGGUGUGUGGUACAGGAAACAGCACACCGAGUACGGUGUGUGGUACAGGAAACAGCACACCGAGUACUGUGUGUGGUACAGGAAACAGCACACCGAGUACGGUGUGUGGUACAGGAAACAGCACACCGAGUACGGUGUGUGGUACAGGAAACAGCACACAGAGUACUGUGUGUGGUACAGGAAACAGCACACCGAGUACGGUGUGUGGUACAGGAAACAGCACACCAAGUACGGUGUGUGGUACAGGAAACAGCACACCAAGUACUGUGUGUGGUAUCACCUAUAACAUAGAAUUACUAAAUUCAAUUGGAAAGUCGUAGGUUCUUUUUUCAAAUUCACAAUCUGAAAGUAUCUGGGUGUUAGACAAACUACCCAUCCAUUAACAGUCAUUAAUGGUAUGGAAGACACAAUGAUAUUUGACUCAAAUAUAUUUGCAAUGCCAGAUUACUACAUUCAUUUAGACUACCUCCAGUAGGACUGAUUCCUCGAGUUGUAAGUUAUUUACCCCCUCCCACUAUUGUUCUCCCUUGUACACAUGUAUAAAAUUGUUGAUGUGUGUGUGUUCCAACCAUGGUUUACAUUACGACACCUGGUUCAUGGUGAUUUGGGCCAGUAUAUCACAUCCUUCAUCUUAAUGAAUCUCAUUAAACCAUAAUGGCAUAUUGUGUGCAUAUAGCUACUACAUGUUGAGGUAGUGUUAACUGUAUAGUGUACAUAUUUCUGUUGUAUGUUAUUGUGUAUAGUAGGUAGGGAUGUAAAUAUAGCUAAUAUACUAUUAUUAUAAAUCCAGUUAUAUGUCACACAAACCUUUGAUUGUAACAGUGCUUGAUUAUAUAUAACAAUCAAUGUUGGAUAUAAGCACUUCCCUGUAACCUGAUGGUAUAACUGGAUCAACAAAUCAUGUAUACAGCUCUAGUUUUCUGUAACACUAUCACAACUCUUUAAUAGCAUUCUAUUGCACUGAACCUGGUAACCUUUAAUACCAGAUGCCUGAUAAUAAUAAUAUAUAUAAGAUAUCCACUCAUAACAUAAGUAGCUAAUGGAUAUCAGCUUGAUCCUUGAAUUUAAACAAGCAUUAUUGUAUAAUAUGAGUCUUGGUCUAGGAAAAAGCAUCUUGGAUAAAAUUCAGUAUAUUUCCUUCAUCUCAAAUUAUUUGAUUGGUUGAAAAUAUAUUACAUGCCCUCAGUUGAUUGAUUGAAAGAGAGCACAUGCCCUUGCUUAUAUUUAAUUGGUUGAAAAACACCAUAUGCACUCAUUUGAUUGGUUGAAAUACAUGCACAAUGCAAACCAAAAAAGAUAUCAAAUGCUCUAGUGGCCUGUGGCAGUGUGUGAUAGACAAACCAAGGACAUAUGUCCUACAUCACAUGGUCUGUGGCAGUGUGUUAUAGACAAACCAAGGACAUAUGUCCUACAUCACAUGGUCUGUGGCAGUGUGUUAUAGACAAACCAAGGACAUAUGUCCUACAUCACAUGGCCACAAUAGACAAACCAAGGACAUAUGUCCUACAUCACAUGGCCUGUGGCAGUGUGUUAUAGACAAACCAAGGACAUAUGUCCUGCAUCACAUGGUCUGUGGCAGUGUGUUAUAGACAAACCAAGGACAUAUGUCCUACAUCACAUGGCCUGUGGCAGUGUGUUAUAGACAAACCAAGGACAUAUGUCCUACAUCACAUGGUCUGUGGCAGUUUGUGAUAGACAAACCAAGGACAUAUGUCCUACAUCACAUGGCCUGUGGCAGUGUGUUAUAGAAAAUUCAAAGAUAUCUGUCAAGGGCUUCAAGAAAAUAUUGGACAGAUUCCGAAUAACCGUGUAGCCAUGAACAACUAAAGCAGUUGAAAUAUAUUGCUUCAUUGUAGUUAGGGGUUUUACCACAGGCAGAUAUAGUUGUAAUUUAAUUAACAUGGAGAAGUAUAAUUUUCUUACUGUUUAACAAAGUCGGUUGUAUUGCCUUCAAAGGUUCUAGAUGAAUGUAUCAACAUUUUUAUACUGUCAAUGUUAUAGAUAUUUUUCAGUUGUGUAAAAGUUUAUUUGUGUGAAUGAUUUCGUCAACAGACAUGCAUUUAUUGUAGUCAAGCACUAGAUAGGUGAUGAGUGUGUAAGAAAUUGAUAAAAACUGUUUUUACUUCAACUACCGGUAUUGUAUUUGGUUUCCUGAAAAUCUGACCACAUGUUCACAUGUAAUAAGAUUGUUUUUGAUGGCAUGGUAUGUCUGAAUUCCUCCCAGGGCCUGAUGGCCAUAAGGUAUGUUGGAAUUCCUCCAAGGGCCUGAUGGCCAUAAGGUUUGUUGGAAUUCCUCCAAGAGCCUGAUGGCCAUAAGGUUUGUUGGAAUUCCUCCAAGGGCCUGAUGGCCAUAGGGUAUGUUGGAAUUCCUCUCAGGGCCUGAUGGCCAUGAGGUAUGUUGGAAUUCCUCUCAGGGCCUGAUGGCCAUAAGGUAUGUUGGAAUUCCUCCCAGGGCCUGAUGGUCAUAGGGUCUGUUGGAAUUCCUCCAAGGGCCUGAUGGUCAUAAGGUCUGUUGGAAUUCCUCCCAGGGCCUGAUGGCCAUAAGGUUUGUUGGAAUUCCUCUCAGGGCCUGAUGGUCAUAGGGUUUGUUGGAAUUCCUCCCAGGGCCUGAUGGUCAUAAGGUAUGUUGGAAUUCCGCUCAGGGCCUGAUGGCCAUAAGGUUUGUUGGAAUUCCUCCCAGGGCCUGAUGGUCAUAAGGUUUGUUGGAAUUCCUCCAAGGGCCUGAUGGUCAUAAGGUUUGUUGGAAUUCCUCCAAGGGCCUGAUGGCCAUAGGGUAUGUUGGAAUUCCUCUCAGGGCCUGAUGGCCAUAAGGUUUGUUGGAAUUCCUCUCAGGGCCUGAUGGUCAUAGGGUUUGUUGGAAUUCCUCCCAGGGCCUGAUGGUCAUAAGGUUUGUUGGAAUUCCUCCCAGGGCCUGAUGGUCAUGUAAGGUAUGUUGGAAUUCCUCUCAGGGCCUGAUGGCCAUAAGGUUUGUUGGAAUUCCUCUCAGGGCCUGAUGGUCAUAGGGUUUGUUGGAAUUCCUCCCAGGGCCUGAUGGUCAUAAGGUAUGUUGGAAUUCCUCUCAGGGCCUGAUGGCCAUAAGGUCUGUUGGAAUUCCUCCCAGGGCCUGUCUUGUCUGGUAAAUUCACAUUUAUCCUACCUCACUUUAACAAAAGUGCCUUCCAUAAUUUAAGUCUGGUACAUCCAGGUUGUAAUACAUCUACAACUUCCAUAAUAAUACAAACAACAUUUUAACCAAAUAAUUUAUUUUGUGAGCUACAGUGUUGGAUACUAGACUGAUAUUUGACAUGUUUCUCCAUCCCAAUUGUGUUGAGAUGUAUGUAUUACUGUUGUACAGUCAGAAAUGUAUUGUAACACAAUAAAACUCUUCAAAUAAAUUCUACAAAAACUAUCCAA